AUGUCACAAAUACACCCAUUUCAAGCACGAGCAGAACUGCAUCAUGAAUGCAUUCGUUCGAAUAGUUUACUUCCAAAUCAUAGCACUUUUUUUCAGCAACCACUGCUCUCAGAUGGGCUUCCUCAAUUACCUAUGGGAAAAAGUGGCCAUCCUAUUAUUUCACUCUGUGAUGAUUCUUUAAUGUCUAAAUCAAACAGAUUGUUUGUUGCAUCAAGUCAAAGCAAAGCAAUACAAAGUAUUUCUACAGGUCACCACAAACUAUCUAUUGUAUUUUAUAUUUAA
Molecule: messenger RNA, 282 nt
Organism: Dracunculus medinensis (Guinea worm)
Lineage: Eukaryota; Metazoa; Nematoda; Chromadorea; Rhabditida; Dracunculidae
Source: the annotation of a GenBank genome assembly